This is a messenger RNA of Leguminivora glycinivorella, 6050 nucleotides long. RefSeq names its product microtubule-associated protein futsch-like. The transcript is spliced from 24 exons. The record is from RefSeq and is a predicted model, not a curated record. NCBI's taxonomy places the organism in Eukaryota, Metazoa, Arthropoda, Insecta, Lepidoptera, Tortricidae. The coding region runs from base 101 to 5818 and encodes 1905 amino acids.
UCCGAUUUGAAAUCAGUUGGUUCGUUUGCACGUGUUUGGAGAUCGGCUUAAAAGAAGAUAUUUAAGUAUAAUUAACAGCUAAUAAGUGUUUAUUUGCACCAUGGAAGAAGACGUUGGCGUUAAAGGAACAGUAACAAGACUGAGGCGCCGGCUAUCUGUGGAACAAUCUGAAGAUGGUGGGUCCCCAGCACCCUCUACACCAACCAAGAAGCGUGGGGGGAGACUGGCAGCCAAACCACAACUGGAUCUCAUUGAUGAAAAUGCCCAAGUGAGCAGUCCCAGAAAGACCAGAAGGAAGUCCCUAGCCACAGAGGCGGAAGAGAAGCCGGUCACACCAUCGAGAAGGAGCACCAGGAUUAAGUCCAACAGCAGCAUUGUGUCAGAAACUCUGUCUGUUACCGCAACAGACUCUCCUCGGGCCAAGAGAGCUGCCCGGAGGAACUCACAAGCUGGCAGUGAUAAUGAUGGCCCGGCAACUCCCGCCAGGCAGACUAGGAGAACUAGAAAAGAUUCAGCUUCAAGUGUUGAGAACCUGGAGACCAGCACCCUGAUCAAACCGCUUCCAGUAGCAGAGAUGGUAAUUGAAGAAGAACCAGAAAAUGAAGUUCAGAAAACAAUUAACAAAUCUAAGUCAUCACCUUCUGCUGCUGACACUGCGGAACAGUCCCCCAACAGUGCAAGAAAAAGUAAGCGACUUUUAGAAAAAAGAACUAGAAGCAGUGGUUCCUACAAAUCGGACCAGGAUUCAAGUACUGUAGAAAGUAAAAACUUAAAUGUAUCUACUGGAAAGGCCCAAGAUAGUCCAUUAAAUACAUUGGUUAAAUCAAAAAAAUCUAAUGAUGAGCAUUCUGAGUCCAGCAUAGAAUUGUUGAAAAAGAAUGAGACAGCUGAUUCAAAAAUAAAUAAAUCAAACCACAAUACAAGCACAUCAGAUUUUGAGACUUCUGUAAAUGAUAAGAGUAAAAGAAAUAGAACAGAAUCGUGGCCAGUGGUUACAUCUGUCGAAAAUGACUAUAUUACUUUUAGUGACAAUGAACUACCUAAGAAAAAGAAAGGAAGAUCAAGUAGAAAUGCUUCCGGAUUGGAUGUGACCGAUAGCCCUAAGAUUGACAAAUCCAAUACAUCCAUAAAUGAAAAUACUUCACACUCAUUUUUAGACACAUCUUCAAAAAGGAAGAAAAAGAAAGCUGACACUGCCAUUGAAAAUAAUUCAAAACCCUCCGAAGUGUUGACGCCGAAAAACGAUAGUAAAAAAGAUAUUGCAAGUGAGAAAUCUGACAACGGUGACGUAAACCGUGAUAUGGCAAAGUUAUUUGAAAAUACCCCUACCAAUGUGCAGGCCACAGUGUAUUUCGAGGACUCAGACUCAAAUAGUGUUGGCGCGCCAACUUUCAGCAAAACUGAACAUUUAGAUAGUGAAGAUCAAUGUGUCCCGGAAGUAAAACACGAUUUUCAAGACAAAAUGUCGCCGAAAAAACUUAGUGCAAACGACAAUAUAACUGUAUCAAACCAAGUUAGUGUAGAUAAUGUUCCUAACACUGAAAUAAGUAUUCCAAAAAUAAUUAGUGAUGAUAUUAACAACAGUUGUGAGCCAAUGGAUAUUGAUGAAACCAUCCAUGAAGACAUUUUACAAAAAUCGCUAGAAACAACUCAGCAGUCCAAUAAAUCGUUGAAAUUGUCACAACAUAGUAUUAUAGAAGAAACUAAUAGCUCUAAGAGAAAAUCAUCAAUUUCAAACACAUCUAAUUUGUCGAAAAAUGAUAAGAGAAAAUCAUCUAUUUCUAAUUCUGGUACAAACACUCCAGAUAUCACGAAAAAUGAAAAGAGAAAAUCUUCAAUUUCUAACUCUGGUACAAACACCCCAGAUCUCUCGAAAAAUGACAAAAGGAAAUCUUCAGUGACAGAAUCUAAUUUAGACAAUUCAGCAAAUCAUGCUAAAAAUGACAAGAGAAAAUCUUCCAUUUCAAGCUCUGGGGCUGAUACUCCAGAUAAUACCAAAAAUGAUAAAAGAAAGUCAUCAAUUUCAAAUAGUACUGCAGACACUCCAGAGUUAUUUAAAAAUAAUACUAACAACAAAAGCACUUUGAUAUUAUCUCAAAUAAAAGACGUUUCUUCUACCUCGGACAACUUGAAGUCACCUAAACUAGCAACAAAUGAAGUAUUAUCCAAAUCGGAUAUUGAGAAAAGUGACAAAAAUAAAAAAAUAUCUAAAGGUAACCUUUCUUUGAAUGAUGUCAAAGGAACACCAAAACAAACCUCUAUUCAAAAGCUGAAAAUGCAGACUAGUACUCCUAUUACUACCCAAGAGCUCGGUGUUAAAACAAAAACAGAAGAAAAAAAGCAAGAAGGCAUGAAGAAAAAUAAAUCUAACUUUUCUAAAUCAAUUAAUGAAUCUGAUUCAGACGUGUCAGAAGAAGACAGUGAUGAUAAUGAUUCUGACGAACAUUCAGUUGAAAAGAAUAAAUACCUCGACGAUGAAGCUGAAGAAGCGAGUGAUGACUAUGAAUCAGGGGACAGUCAAGAUGAAGAGGAAAGAAGAUAUGAAGAAGCAAAUGAAAUUGUAGAACAUGGUGAAACUCUAACAUCCAAUGACGAGAUGUCUGAUGACACUGAUUAUGAAAAAGAUUCGUUUGUUGUGAGUUCAGAUGAAGAUGAUAAUGAAUUGCUUUCUGGCUCAGGAGAUGACCUUUCGAUGAGCGAUAAUGAACUGACAAUGAGCAAGAAAAGUAAAAAGAAGUUUAACGAACGUAAAUUAAAAGAACAAAAGAAUGCAUCUAGGGAAAUGUUUGAAUCACGCCACAAACUAAAUUCUUCAGAGCCAAAAUCGCCGACUCCUCAAAAGAAAAAUCGAAUGAGAAUAGACUCGUCUUUAUUAGCUUCAGAUGAGGAAGUAGUUGUUAAUCCUAAGAAAUCAAAUCGCAUGCGCUUGGACUCUACUCUCAACGAAAGUGCCAAACUGGAUGACGUGUCUCUGAACAAAAGCAAUAAUAAUAAAUCUAAGCAAGGCUCUGCCCUAGACACCAGUAAUAGACAAGAAGAUACGAAUACAUUGCAGAAAAAGGACAAGUCUAUUUGUAACAAGAGUGCUACUGAUGAAAAUGAAAUAACAGUUUGCAAUGACAGCAACGUAGCCGACGCGGAUCCUUUGCAAGUGCUUGUAAAACAAGAGCCAAAGACACCACAAAAAGAUUUGAACAUCUCUGUUGUUCAAUUCACUGCCCGGGAAGAAAUCGAAAAUGUACAAUUAACAGAAGGCAAUUCUGUUAUGAACCAAUCUGGUACAGACCCGUUACAAGCCACAAUGGCCUGUGAAGAUUCGGAUAGUAGCGAAAGUGAAGAAAUCUUGCAGAAUUAUGACUCUGUACUUAAAAAACUAAACAAAGGCAAUAAGACUAAAACUAGCAAUAAAAAUGUAUCUUUGAACAGUGGCAAUACAACUAAAAGGAAUCAAGUGGAGCCAAUUUUCGAUCAAUUAAACAUAACCCAGACUAAAACAUCAAAGAAAAAUAAGGCUAAUAUGGAAAAUAUGUCAGACUCAAAACCAUCGAAAAUUUCAAAGGUAGAACAAGAUAAUGAAGACUCUUCAGAUUCAAUUGACCUUCAGCUACUAUUCUCUGAAGACAACUGUGGCAGUGACGAUGAACAGAAGUCUCAGCAAAACAAAGCAGACGACGACAGUUUGUUUAUCCCACUUAAAAAAUCUCCUGGCAAAACAAAUAUUCGGGAUAGUAUUGUUAUGAAUGCGUCGCAGCAAAAUACUACUCUGAACGAAAGUACCAAAAAGAAUAGAAAAUCUUCUGUGGGACCAACAGAUACAAUUGAUGGGCAAGAUAUUUUGAAUGUAUCUAAGAAUAUCUCCCUGAAUGAAAGUGGCACAAAGAAGAAAAAGAAACAUUCCAUUUCAGAAUCAGCUGAAGAGGGGACCAAAGAUACAUUGAAUGUCUCUAAAAAUAUUAACGUUUCUAUGAAUGAAAGUGGAAUAAAGAAGAAAAAGAAACAUUCAAUGUCAGAACCCGCUGAAGAAGAGACGAAAGAUACAUUGAAUGUCUCCAAAAAUGUUAAUGUUUCUAUGAAUGAAAGUGGAAUUAAGAAGAAAAAGAAACAUUCAAUCUCAGAACCCGCUGAAGGUGAGACUAAAGAUACAUUGAAUGUCUCGAAAAAUGUUAACGUUUCUAUGAAUGAAAGUGGAAUUAAGAAGAAAAAGAAACAUUCAAUCUCAGAACCCACUGAAGGUGAGACUAAAGAUACAUUGAAUGUCUCGAAAAAUGUUAACGUUUCUAUGAAUGAAAGUGGAAUAAAGAAGAAAAAAAAACAUUCAAUUUCUGAACCCGCUGAAGAUGAGACUACAGAUACAUUGAAUGUCUCCAAAAAUGCUAACGUUUCUAUGAAUGAAAGUGGAAUAAAGAAGAAAAAGAAACAUUCUAUAUCAGAAGCCCCUGAAGAGGAGGUUAAAGAUAUCUUGAACGUCUCGAAAAAUGUUAACGUUUCAUUGAAUGAAAGUGGAAUGAAGAAGAAAAAGAAACAUUCUAUAUCAGAACCCGCUGAAGAAGAAACUCAAGAUACUUUGAACAUCUCUAAAAAUGUUAACACAUCUAUCAGCGAAAGUGGAAAGAAGAAGAAAAAGAAACAUUCUAUGUCAGAACCUACUGAAGAGGAAUCUCAAGUAGUUCCUGAAACUGAAUAUAAUGAUGACAAAACAAAUAAAAAGAAGAAACGCAAGUCCUCCCUAGCUGCUGAACCUGAAAGUAGUGACCUCUUCUUCAUAGAUACGACUGGAACCUUAUUGGAUAAUAAAGAAAACACUGCAGAAUCAAAUCCGCCCAUAACGCCCAAAAGCGAAAAGAAGAAAAAGAAACAAAAGUUAGAAGCAUUAGUUCCCGACGACGAUUCAGAUGGAGCCCCAGAAGAAACCCCGUAUCAAAGUGAAAAGGCGUCCGAAAUAGACUUGCAAACUAUAGAAAAUGUUAGUGAAGAAGGUAGUGCCAAGAAAAAACAUAAAAAGAAGAAGAAAAAGAAAUCGGCGCCCGCUUCUGAUGAAUUAGGUGAAAACUUUGCUGCUUCUGACUCUAAGAAACGCAAGCGGAAAUUGUCUAAUGCGGAAAAUUCUCAAGAAUCUAGAGAUGUUCAAGAGAGCGUGGAACAGCAUAAUCAAUUGGCCGGCAGCAAGAAAAAACGCAAAAUCUCGCAUAAUGACGAUAACAACACGUCAGGCUCGAGUGAAUCGAAAAAUGCUAAGAAAAAGAAAAAGAAACAUCUUGAUGUUGAUUUCCAAGAUACGGCAUUUACAUCAGAAACGACUGAAACACAAGGUAAGAAAAACAAGAAGAGAAAACAUAGAGAUGAUGACGGCGAUAACAAACAGACAAAGGUUAAAAAGGACAGUUCGUUCCAAGAAGUUCACGUACCGCGUCUUCCAGAUCAUAUCCUUCAACAACUAGAUGACAAGUCCAGAAAGAACGAACCAUCUAAAGUUAUAGCUACAUCAAAUUUCAUUGUCGAAAAUGCCAGACAGAAAAGAGCAAAACCUUCAAACUAUUUAGAAGAAAGUAUUUACCUCGAUGAAAAAUCCCCACUAAGUAAAAAACAAAAGCAACGCAUCAAAAAACCUAAAGUGUUACCAUUUAUACCCACUGCUUCGAUAUCAGACAGCGGAUAUACAACAAAUUUCAAAAUUAACAAGGUGUCACAAAUUGCAAGAUUUGAAGCAGAACCGGUCGUGUUUUCCAAAGAAACUUAUUUGCAAAAGAAAAAUAUUAAAAAAUUAGGAACUUAUGAUCGGUACAAAAAGCAAAUGCAUCAAAAAAUGUCUAAAUUUUAAUGACAUAAGUGCCAACUGUGUCAACACACGGUGCAGCAAGGGUCAUAUUACAGCCAUACAGCGGACGCUGGCGUCACAGUGUCUGCAAAAGUCGCAUCAUGUUAUUUUCUAUUUAACGUUAGGUCAGAAUCGAAAUGAUUGAUAUUACGGAAUUAUAAGUUAUUUGCACUCUGUACUAUAACAACCUUGUCUUUCAUCAGUUUGUUAAUAUCAUGUUCCAUUGUUGACAAUU